UAUUUCCGCUUCCUUUCGGCCAUCACGCUUCUGUCAUUGCAGCGGCUUGAUCUGAAUAAACAGGAGGUGAACAAUGGCUGGACGACGUGCAGCAGUAAAGGCCAUUGAUUGGAUGGCCUUUGCAGAACGGGUACCACCCAAUCAGAGGGCCAUAUUCAACAACCUAAAGACACGCAGCGACGCCAUCUCUGCAAAACUCGCCUCAUUGCCAGAGAAGCCAUCUGCUAUUGACUGGAGCUACUACAGGACUGCAGUGGCUAAACCUGGUAUGGUUGACGAGUUUGAGAAAAAGUUUGCUGCCCUGACGGUGCCUGAGCCCGCGGACACUGAGACCGCGAAGAUCGACGCCCAGGAAGCGGAAGCCAACAAAAGUGCAGCAGCUUACAUAGAGGCAUCCAAAGCUCGCAUUGCUCAGUAUGAGAAGGAGCUUGAGAAAUUCCGGAACAUGGUUCCCUUCGAGCAGAUGACCAUCGAGGAUCUGAACGAAGCGUUCCCAGAGACAAAGCUCGACAAGGAGAAGCAUCCCUACUGGCCACACAAGCCUAUAGCAGAUCUGUAAAUUGUACCCCACACCCACCGAUUCCUUUCCAAAUAAUAAAACUUUAUGAUUGAGAAAUGUAGAAGUCCCAUCUGCUGUCUCUACUGUUUCAUCUGAGAGCAAGUUUAUGACAUUGUUCUGUGUAAAUGACUGUUUGUUGAGUAAAAAUAUAAAAUUUAGAAUG
Molecule: messenger RNA, 722 nt
Organism: Chanos chanos (milkfish)
Lineage: Eukaryota; Metazoa; Chordata; Actinopteri; Gonorynchiformes; Chanidae
Gene: atp5pd
Product: ATP synthase peripheral stalk subunit d
Exons: 6
Coding region: 74-559 (161 amino acids)
Biological process (GO): proton motive force-driven ATP synthesis
Molecular function (GO): proton transmembrane transporter activity
Source: RefSeq, a predicted model, not a curated record